Aegilops tauschii subsp. strangulata is the source of this 7283-nucleotide messenger RNA. RefSeq names its product DDT domain-containing protein PTM. NCBI's taxonomy places the organism in Eukaryota, Viridiplantae, Streptophyta, Magnoliopsida, Poales, Poaceae. The record is from RefSeq and is a predicted model, not a curated record.
CCCGAGUAUGAACGCCAAAACCAUAAUAUAACCACGCCUGCUUCCCCUCCAUCCCCCCACCUCCUCCCCCGACGCGAACCAGAAUUCCUCACGCCCGACCCAAACCCCGCACCGCCGGAGCGCCGAAUCCACCCCGCCGCGAUCCGCCCCGAACCCUAGGGAUCCGCCCUGAUCCGCCGCGGCGCCGGCCCCGGCCCCCCCCCGCGCCGCAAACCCUAGGGAUCCGCGGAGCCUCCGCCGGCGGCGGGGCUCCUCCGCGGCUUCCGCGGCAUGGCGGACCUGGUGGGGAGGGCGGUGAGGAAGGCGUUCCCGGGGUUCGGGUCCUUCUCCGGCGUCGUGGAGUCGUACGACGCCGAGGCCGGGUACUUCCGCGUGCUCUACGAGGACGGCGACUCCGAGGAGAUCGACGCGGACGAGAUGGGCUCCAUCCUCGUGGGCGCGCCCAUGCCGCCGCAGCCGGAGACCCCCGGGGGCUCCGCCGGGAAGCGGCCUAAGAAGCGGAGGCGCGGGGACGGGGAGUCCCCGCAGGGGGGCGUUUCGGCGGUGGCCGAGGCCGUAGAUGGAGAUGGGCUGGCAAACGGGCCUGUGCCUGUGCUUGCAACGCCGGCGAAGGAGGGAAGAGGGGGUGGGGAAAAUUGGGAGGUGAUGGCGGAGACGGCGGGGAAGAAGCGGAAGAUUGGCCCUAGCCCAGUUCGUCGGAGCGCGAGGCAAGCGAAGGCGGCGGCAUUGGCGGCUGAAAUGGAGGCGGCCGCUAAUGUAGCUGCUGCUGCAGAGGCUGCCGAGACUUCAUCCGCCGAGGAUGUGGCUCCGGCUCCGAUUGCUGCUACGCCGCAGCAGUCUGGGAGGAAGCGUCAGCGUGCAAUUGGGAGUGGCCGGUCUCGUGCAGUCGCGAGGGAUUUAGAGGAUGCUGCGCUGGAUAGGCCGCUGCAAAAGCCGAACCUGCCACCGUCGUCGCAGGGCCUGGAUUUGGAAGGCCUCCCUGUUAUGGAUGUCUUUCAAGUCUACUCCUGCUUGAGAUCAUUUAGCAAGCAGCUUUUCCUAAGCCCGUUUGCACUGGAGACAUUUGUUGCGGCCCUGCGGUGUAAGCACGUGAACCCCUUGAUAGACUGGGUGCAUUUUGCUUUGCUCCGCUCUCUGAAGAACCACUUAGAAGAUCUGGCCCAUGAAGGAGACCCUCCGGCAAUACACUGUAUUAGGAAUCUUAACUGGGAACUCUUAGACCUAGCAACUUGGCCAAUCUAUCUUGCCGAGUACUUACUGACUCGUGGUUCAGAACUGAGGUAUGGUAUGAAGCUUACAGAUCUAAAGCUGUUAGAUACAGAGUACUAUUGGCAGCCAGCAACAGUAAAACUCGAGCUGCUGCGCUCACUCUGUGACGAUGUUAUUGAGAUUGAGGCUAUACGUUCAGAACUUGGUUCAAGGAUGUCUGAGUUAGAUGGAAAUGACGAGGGCUGCAGAGCUACUGGUUCAAGAAGAAAAAAGAGAGGCUCUUCUGUCGUGGCCCUAGCAGAUUCUUCUCAGCCUCCAGAAGGCUCUGAUGAUAUGGAUGAUGGUAACAGUGACGAAUGUUAUCUGUGUGGUAUGGAUGGCAACCUGUUAUGCUGCGAUGGCUGUCCUUCAGCUUUUCACUCAAAAUGUGUGGGGGUGGUGGAGGACCUAUUGCCUGAAGGAGAAUGGCAUUGUCCCGAGUGUUCGAUGCAGAAGUACAACGGGUCCAGAAAUAUGGCAAAGCUUGUCAGAGGAGCAGAGGUUCUGGGAAGUGAUCCACAUGGACGACUAUACUUUGGCACCUGCGGCUAUCUUUUGGUGGUUGAUUCAUGUGAUGCAGACUCUCCAUGCCAUUAUUAUGGCCAGAUGGAUCUUCAUUCCCUUAUUACAGGGUUAACUCCAUGUCAUCCGUCUUACAAUCCGAUCCUAAAUGUGAUCUCUUUGUUUCGGGGUAUUGCAACUGAAACAUCUAAUAUUAGCGGGCGAUAUGAGAACAGCAAGGAAUGUAGUACCUCGGACCAUGAAACAGACCGCAAGCAGUCAUCACUGAAACAAUCUAGUGAGCAUGAACAGUAUACCAUAGAAAAGCAUGGCUCUCAACAAUUGGAUACUGGGAAAAUUUGCACCUCAAAUUCAGAUCAGGAUGCCUCACACCAGAGUUAUACCCUGAGACGUGCGACAAUUUCUCAAAACGGCAAUGAAACUACUGCUAAUGAGAAGCCCAAUCAAACUUCACAACCUAAUGCAUCUGGUGCCAACAAGGAUAGCUGCAAUUCUAAGCAAGAUGAUGUUGGCUUACAUGUUAAUGGUUUGUCUGCAGAGAACCAGAAAGAUGCAUCACCUACAAAAGAAGCAAGUAACUGCUGUCUCCGUUCUGGGAAUGCUAUGUAUAUAAACUACUACAGUUUCGGUCAAAUAGCAGCAUCGGCCGCUGAAGAGUUAAAGCACAAGCUUUCAGAGAAUGAGGAAGGAAAGAAGCAUGGCCCGGAUGCAGUUUCUUUUCGGCUAAAAACAAUAUGUAAGAAAUAUGUUAAUGUUUUUGCACUGACUGAUCAAAAGUUAUCUGUGGAGCUCCUAAAGGAAAAAUGUGGCUGGUGCAACUCCUGCCAAAUCAGUGGUGGUAGUGAUUGCAUUUUCAGAUUUACUGAUGUUAAGUGUAUGGAGAGUCCUAAGCCAUGUGCUGUUGGUCCUUUGUCAGAAAAGAACAAGGAAAGUCAUAUUGUCCUUGCUACACAUAGCAUGUUGUCAAUUGAAAAACGCCUGAAUGGUUUGCUGUCUGGUCCAUGGCAAAAUCCACAAUAUAGCAUGUAUUGGCGUAAGGCAGUUCUUAUGGCUUCAGAUGUAUCAUCACUGAAGCAGCCUCUUCUCACGUUAGAGUCCAGUCUGCGACGUGUUGCCUUCUCAGGAGAAUGGCAAAAACCAGCAGACUCUGUUGAAGUUGUUGGGUCUGCAGCCCAUAUCUUGGUCCGUACAUCUAAUAAGUCUGCAGGUUAUGCAAUUGCUAGAAAGCCAGGGAGGAAGCCACUUGCUAUUGAGCUCAAAGUCGACUUCCGUGAUGUUGGUGUUUAUUGGUGGAGGGGUGGAACAUUGUCCCGUCAAGUGUUUCACUGGAAGAGGUUGCCUCAGUCAUUGGCCUGCAAAUCUGCUCGGCAAGCGGGACGCAAGAAAAUUCCCACCAUAGUGUAUCCCGAUGGUUCACAAUUUGCCAGGAGGUCCAAAUACAUAGCUUGGCGAGCUGCUGUGGAAAUGGCACAAAAUGUGUCCCAGCUCAUUUUGCAGAUUAAAGAGCUUGAAUUGAAUAUCAAGUGGCCUGAGAUAUUGAGCACUCUCUCUUCUGCAAUUGCAACAAAGGAAACCCAGAAAAUAGCAAGGUUUUUCAAGAAAGUUAUAAUUCGCAGAAAACGUAUAGAAGCAACGAAUGUGGAAUAUCUACUUGAUUUUGGAAAGAGGGAGAAUAUUCCUCCUGUUGUUGCUAAACAUGGAGUAAAAUUUGAGGAGCCCUCUAGCGAGAGGAACAGGUACUGGUUGAGUGAAAGUCAUGUCCCGUUGAGUCUUUUGAGGGCAUAUGAAGCCAAAGCAAUAAAUCGCUCACUUAAAAAGAAAGACAGUGAGGACAGCUCACCUAAAAAGAAGAAAGACACCAAUGACCGCUCACGUAGAAAGAAGAAAGACACUGAUGAUCUUUCUAAGAUGAGCGACUUCAGUCCCGAAAAGCCAAAAAGAUCAAGAUCAGUGUUUGAUGACCUCCUAGAGAAAGCACAAAAACUGGAGGAAGCACAAAAACUAGAGGAAGCACAAAACCUCCUAGAGAAAGCACAAAAACUUCCCAGCAGGCUUUGCGGUCAGUGUUUCAAAACAGUAACUGCCAGGGAAGCUGUGAACUGCAAAUAUUGUGAAGCACUUUUCCAUAGAAAACAUUUCAACGUUCCUAGAGGUGCUGUGGAUACCGUCUAUGUUUGCAACAAGUGCCUAGCUGAAAAGGUCGAGCCGGUGGUGUCUCCACAGAAAAAGGCAGCAUCAAAGAAGAGCUCUCCGAAAAAGAGCUCUUCGAAAAAGAAGCAGAAGAAGCAACUACGAAAGAGUUUAAGGAGAAGAAAACAGAUAGUUAUCAACCUCAAGAAGAAAACCAGCCAGAAGAAUGGCAAGCCUGGCCGGCCUAGAAAGAAUCCAUUGAGUGUGUCAAAGAAUAAAUCACAAAAGAUGUCUGACAGUCAACCAUCAAAUGAAGCCAAGAAUGAACCGGUGAAACGCAUAUCAAAAAGGUUAUAUGAUAAGUACAUGAAAGGCAACUCAGAUAAAUCCGAGCAUACAGCAAGCUGUCGUAAGAAGAAGAGGACAGCUUCGCAUUACUCGUACUGGUUAGAUGGUCUUCGAUGGACACAGAACAUAGCUGAUGAACAGGCAACAAAUUUUAGGAAAGCAAGAAUUGUUUUUCCAUCUGAAGAUGUUAAGAUUUCAGAAACCAGUCCAGUAUGCUGUCUUUGUAAGAAAUGCUACAGUGGAGAUGCUAUUUAUAUUGCUUGUGAGAAUUGUGAAGAUUGGUUCCAUGGGGAUAUAUAUUCUAUUACCAUAGAAAAUGCCAAUAAUCUCAUAGGCUUCAAGUGUCAUGCAUGCCGUCUGAGAGCUGUUCCUGUUUGUCCAUAUGCACAAGCUGAUGCAAUUCUUAAGGAUCAAUCAGACAGGGAAGACACCAUUGAUAGGUCUAUAGAGGACAAGGACAGCAAUUGUCCGAAAGAUCUGUUCACUUCCAAUGAUCUGAAAGAGCUUCACGGUCAUAACAUUGAGGAGCUCCAGAGUCAUAGCAUUGAGGAACAGGUUCCUGAUAGUAUUUGUUUGGAAGUGCUAGAAGAUUAUAAUGAUCUGAAAGAGUCAGGCAGUCAUAGCACUGAGAGAGAGCCAGACAGUCAUAGCACUGAGAGAGAGCCAGGCAGUCAUAGCACUGAGAAAGAGCCAGGCAGUCAUAGCAGUGAGAAAGAGCUUGAUGAUUGUAAUGGGUUAAAGGAGCUGGAGAGCCAUAACAAUAUGGAAGAACUUGACAGUCACAGCACUGAGAAAGAGCUUGAUGAUUGUAAUGGGUUAAAGGAGCCGGAGAGCCAAAACAAUAUGGAAGAACUUGACAGUCACAGCACUGAGAAAGAGCUUGAUGAUUGUAAUGGGUUAAAGGAGCUGGAGAGCCAUAACAAUAUGGAAGAGCUUGACAGUCAUAGUACUGAGAAAGAGCUUGAUGAUUGUAAUGGGUUGAAGGAGCCGGAGAGCCAUAACAAUAUGGAAGAGCUUGACAGUCAUAUCACUGAGAGGAGUCCUCAUGAUCAUAAUAAUCUGAAUGAGCUUGACAAUCACUGGAGUGAGAAAAAGCUUGAUGAUUGUAACUGUCUAACUGAACUUGGCAAUCAUAACAAUGUGAAAGAUCUCGACAAUGAGAACAGUCCAAAAGAGCUUGGUUGUACUGAAGAUAGCAAAUUUUCUGCGGGAGAAACACAAUGUCUGAAAGAGCUGGACAAUCUGAAAGAUCUCGACAAUCUUAACAGUAAAAAAGAGCUUGAUAAUCACAACCGUCUGGACAAGCUUGAUCGCCAUAGCAGUCUGAAGGAGCUUGAAAAUCAUAGUAGUGUGGCAGAGCUUGAUAAUCAUGACUACCCGCGAGGGCUUGAUGAUCAGAACCGUCUGAAUGAUCUUGGUAAUCAUAAGAAUCUGAAAGAGCUUCAUAGUGCUCAAAAUGGCAAAGUUACUGCAGUAACACAUACAGAUGGUUUAAUAGAUGAGCAGUUUAACACUAGAUUAUCUAACAAAGAAGCCAUGAUCAUGACAUCAGAAAGUGAUUUGGUGAAGGAAUCUGUUGCUUUACAAUCAAACAAUAGUUCCAUGGAUAAUGUUGUUCCUGCUGAACUGGAGAUGGAUAUUCAGGUUCCCCUGAGCUUAUUGACUUUGUAGGAUAUAUGUCAAAAGAGCAGUGCAUUCCAGCAUGACUUUCCGUGAGCUUGUACUGUUCAGUCUUGCUGCUGCUUUGGUAGAGAAUUCCUGCUGAUUAGCUUGGGUUGUUGAGCUACCUGACAGCUUAGUUUUGUGCUAUAGGAUAUUACAUUGGUGAUGCAACCCAGUAAUAAUAAUCUACAAAAAGGAAAAAUAUAUGUUUGUGGAUUCAUCGUAUUUUGGCCAUUUCCUUAGGGAAAUAUGCUGACCUGACAAGCGCAGCAUUGGAGCUAUUGACUAUGCCAUCACAAGUGUUUAUUAUGGUAAACAUUCUUGGCUGGGCUGACAUAGGAAAUAUCUGGGUCCCAUUUCCUUCCCAUGCUUUCUGGUCAGAACUUGUGAUUCAUGUUGCACUAUGAGGUUAUGUGUUGAUUGGGAUGUCUUUGAGUACAAGUGGCUGGUUUUUGGUUGUGCUGCACUUACUCAUGAUGCACAAGGCUAAAGAAUGAGUUACGAGUACUAUAUCAUGCUGAAGCAGUGGGAGCUCGUGUUGUUCCUCCUGACGAUUCAGUGGUUAACAUUUAUCCAUAUCAUAUCAAAUCAUCAAGCUGGACGGAGACAGAGAUGAAGCACUCCCUACCGUCGUCGAGCACGAGGCCUUCCCAUUCUCCAGACCUCCCUCGUACACCCAUAGAUGCCGCACCAGACUGACCCCAGUCGACCUGACAUUUCAUUUUAAGUGCCCCCCGGUGCUUCUAACAUCGUUCCAAUGCAAGUGCAACCCUGCCAUGCAGUGGAGCAAUUCAUGUCAGCAUCCUUGAUCUUAUUUUGUAUACAUAGGGUUCCUUUAGGCUUUAGGGGAAAAGCUCAUGCAGUGUAACCGUCAGAUUCAGAUGGGUAGUAGUACCGCUGGUUCAGUUCUGGUUUAGCAAGGCUGCCAGCAUUCUUAGAUGUAAAAAUCUAGUUGCCAGAUCAAGUUUCAGUGCCUUGCCUAGUGAAGUACUGCACUCUGGGUGGUUUUGGGUGAGGCGCUGUGUUUUUUUUCCUUUGUCCAUCAGCUAUUUGGAGAGCGGUGGUGUCCCGUCUGUGUUCCAACUUCUGAGUUCAGAACCAAAGGAAAGGCCGGAACCAGAGGUGGCUUAUCAUCAUCGUGCCGGUGGUGGCGACGGCGGUGCUGGUCUGCAAUGGUUUUGCUGACUUGGAACUGCCGGAACCGUCGGGGCGUUCAGUGCACGGUGAUGACUUGCUGCGUCGAAGUCCAAGUCGUCGGUUGGCUGGUGACGGUUUUAGCAGGCGUCGCUGUGUGAAGCUUGCUGCUUCCUUUGUAAAAUGAACCAGAGGAGCUCUCAUGAAUCCUUUGCUUCGCCAGAACUUUUUGCUGAAAA